AUGCAAACAUUUUUGAAAGAAAAUAUAAUCAACAAUAUAACGAAAAGCCAUGAUAUAAAAAACAUAAAUUUAUAUUUAAAUAACAUUGAAGAGAAUAUUAUAAAAAUAAAGAAUGAAGGACAAAGUAUUAUAGAUGAUGUAUUUUUGGCCUUUAAUGGGUCCAUAAGUCAUCUUUCUUUAUACUCUUAUUUAUAUGAUCAUAAUAUUAAUGUAGGAUUAGAAUGUUUAAAUUUUAUUUAUGAACAUAGUUAUAUUGAAGAAGAGAAAGUUAUUGAAGGUGAUGCUAAAGAUGAAGAAAAAAUAGUAGAUAUAACUAAAUUUGAUUCAGAUAUUAUGUAUUAUAUAGUUAAGAAAUUCAAGGAAACAUAUGAAGAAAAUUAUAAUUUAACAGUUAAAGAUUUAGAAAAUAUUAUUCUUGAAUAUAAAGAAAAAAUAUAUGAAGAGUCUAUUAAAUUAUAUAAAGAAAAAUAUAAUGAUGGUAUUAAAAUAUAUAAUACCUUUUUAGAUAUCUCUCAUUUUUAUUAUGAUGGCAAAAAAAUGAAAUUUUUAAAAAAACAGAAAAACGAUUCAAUUCAAAAUUAUAAUGAAUAUAUUAAUGCACAUACAGAUGUAGAAUUUUACGAAUUAAAAUAUCAUUUAUUAAGUAAAAAAAUUAAAGGUCAUCCUUCUGUUUUAUUCUGGUCAGAUGCUAUCAAUGAAAUACAUAUAAAAGAUAAAACUAUUAUUACAUCUGUAGAUUCAAUCAAACUAACUAAUACAGGGCAUCAACACAUUAUUGGUAUAUUAGGACUAAAUAGAGAUGGAGAAUUGGUUAUUCAAGGUAUUAGAAAUGAAGUCAAAUUAUUUAUUAAUCAAUCUUGUAUUAUUAAUAAUGGAAUUUAUUGUAUUGGUCAUAUUAUAUUAUUACAAGGACGCAUGAAAUUGUUAAAUAAAACAUUCUAUGUUACUGAGAUUAUGCAUCCACCCAGAAAUUAUGACGACGAAAAAAACGAAGAAGAUAUUUUCUACGACUUUGAAAAUGAAAACGAAAAAAAAGAAAUAUGUGAAUAUGAAAUAAUUGUACGAAAUAAUGAUAAAAAACAAAAUUGGAUUAUUAUGCAUGAUAUAUAUUUAGAUAAUCCAAGUACUUUUGAAAUAUUAGAAAAGAUGUUUUCGUUAUAUGUAAAUACAUAUCCAGAUAAUGAACUACCAAUUGGUUUUAUAUUAAUGGGUGAUUUUAUAAGUUUAAAAUUUGAUUAUAAUAAAAAUUUUAAUGAUUUAUAUAUUAAAGGAUUUGAGAAAUUAUCAGUUUUAUUAAUUUCUAAAUUUAAAUUAAUAUUACAAAAUUGUUAUUUAAUAUUUAUCCCAGGGAAAAACGAUCCAUGUGCAUGUAAAAAUAGUAUACCUAAAAUGCCUAUCCUUCCAUAUUAUAUAAAAAAAUUUGAACAAAAUAUUCAAUCCUUUUUUUCAUGUAAAAAGAAAAUUAUAUUUGCAACAAAUCCAUGUAGAAUUCGUCAUUUUAAUAAAAAAAUGAUUUUCUUUAGACAAGAUAUUUUAAAUGAUUUAAUAUGGAGCUCUUCUAUUAAUGCAACUGAUGAUAAUAAAAAUAAUCUACAAGAUAUAUUAAUUUCAACUAUAGUUGGACAAAGUCAUAUAUAUCCAAUUCCACAUGAUAAUAGAAUAUUAAAACGUUAUUCUUCUUUUCUCUUUUUAUAUCCUUUACCAAAUUUUAUAUGUAUCAGUGAUAAUACAUGUAACAGUUUUAUUUCAUAUGCUUCAGAUAAUACUAGCGAUUCCAUUAUAUCCAAUUCAGAUCUAUCUUUUACGAAAAAAAAAACAUUUACCGUCUAUAAUGUAUUACAACAUGACGCCAAGAGAUAUGUAGUUCCUAUAUAA
Molecule: messenger RNA, 1875 nt
Organism: Plasmodium reichenowi
Lineage: Eukaryota; Apicomplexa; Aconoidasida; Haemosporida; Plasmodiidae
Product: DNA polymerase epsilon subunit b, putative
Exons: 2
Coding region: 1-1875 (624 amino acids)
Biological process (GO): error-prone translesion synthesis; DNA-templated DNA replication
Cellular component (GO): epsilon DNA polymerase complex
Molecular function (GO): DNA binding
Source: RefSeq, a predicted model, not a curated record